Messenger RNA from Musa acuminata AAA Group (dessert banana), 2777 nucleotides. RefSeq names its product protein gar2-like. Gene Ontology annotation, cellular component: nucleus. NCBI's taxonomy places the organism in Eukaryota, Viridiplantae, Streptophyta, Magnoliopsida, Zingiberales, Musaceae. The transcript has 11 exons. The coding region runs from base 124 to 2430 and encodes 768 amino acids. The record is from RefSeq and is a predicted model, not a curated record. Gene Ontology annotation, molecular function: mRNA binding.
UUUCGAUCGCAAGCCCUUCCCUUCGUCUUCAUCCCUAUCGUCUCUCUCUCCCUCUUCGUCCUUCGAACCCUAGCCACUACGCUCCGCCUCUGCCCCUCACGAUCGCAGUAAAGCGUGGGGAAGAUGCCUCCGCGGUCGGCGAGGAAAAGCGCCGCUAGGAAGAUGCCGUCGAGGGCGAAGAAACCCUCGCCGCAGUCGGCGACAACCCUUCCCCCUGCCGUCGAAGAGUCGCCCUCCGAGGUGGCCGCUGUGAAGGAGGAGCCGGCGGAAGAGGAGGUUCUCGCCGCCCCGCAUGCGGUGGAGGCGCCGGAGGAGGGGAAUACUCUAGCAUUGGAGAGCAGGGGAGAAGUGCUCGUAGAGGUUAAGACUGAGGAAGCAGAGGUUGAGGCUAUGGCAAUGCGGGAAACGGAAUCUGAGGAGAAGGUUGAAGGAGCUGUGAUCGUCGAGAAGAUUGGAGAGGCUAUUACGACUCAGGAAGUGUCUAUUGGAGAUGCUAUCGCGAUGCGGGAAGUUGAGGAUGAGGCUAUGGCGAUGCAGGAAAUGAAAUCUGAGGAGAAGGCUGAGGGAGCAGCGAUCGUCGAGAAGAUUGGAGAAGAAUUUGCCGCUGAAGUUAAUGGUGGCGGUGAGACAGCUUCGGAGAAAGGUGGUGAUUCAACUGUUCUUCCUUCAGAAAGCGUGGAAGCUCCAAAGGAUGCAGAUGAUUCUGCGAAUGAGACUGAUGUUGAUGAAGGUACAGAACAAGAAGUCAAGAAUGAAGCUGAAGUCAGCGAUGGAAAUGAUGAUGAAGGUGUAGAGGAAUCAAAUGAUGGUGAUGGAAAUAGAACUGAUGAUAAUGCAGAUAAUGAAGAGAAUGAUGAAGAUGCUGCUGCUCUGUAUAUGCAAGCCCAAAUGGAAGUGAGAAAAAAGCACAAGAAAUUUGGAGUAUUCGUUGGAGGGUUGGAUAAAAGUGCUGUUGAGAAAGAUCUAAUUGAAGUCUUUGGUGUGUUUGGGGAGAUUAAAUCUGUAAGGAUAGUUAGAAAUCCAGUAACACAGAAGAGUAAGGGAUAUGCUUUCAUUCAUUAUGCUAAUAUCGAUCAUGCAAAGAAGGCUCUUACUGAGCUAAAGGAUGGGACAGAGGUGAGAGGCAAACAAGUAGGAAUAUCUGCUAGUCAGGAUAAUGACACCCUUUACCUUGGAAAUAUAUGCAAGACUUGGACAAAAGAACAAGUGAUCGAGACACUUAAAGGGUAUGGAAUUGAACAACUUGAGGACAUAAUCUUGCCAGAUGAUCCUAAAAAUGAAGGCAAAACCAAAGGUUUUGCUUUUCUAGAGUUUAACUCGCAUUCAGAUGCGAUGGCAGCAUUUCAACGCUUAAGGAAACCAGAUGCUUUAUUUGGUCGUGAUAGAAGUGCUAAAGUUUCUUUUGCAGAAAACUCGAUGCAUCCAAGUGAAGAAGUAACAUUACAGGUCAAAACUGUUUAUAUUGAGAGUAUUCCCGAUUUUUGGGAUGGUAAGAAAAUCAAAGAAAUUUGCCAACAUUAUGGUGAAGUAGAGAAAGUACAACUAUUUAAGAAAUCCACAACUAAAAAGAAAAAUUUUGCUUUUGUUGAAUUUACAUCUCGAGAGAGUGCUGUAGCUUGCAUGGAGGGGGUAAAUAGUGCCCAGAAUGGGGAAGGAGAGGUCAAGAUUAAAGUAAACCUUGCAAGGCCUCCUAGCAAAGGACGGCUUGCCAAGCGAGGUGCUCGAGGUGGAUUCAAAAUUAACAAGGAUGGAGAAGUUACAAAACAAGUUGCCCAGUCCAAAAAGAAGAAAAGAGCCAAAUCAAAAGAGGUUUUUGUCCAGGGAAAUGCCAAAAGCAAACUGAAAAAAGAUGAAUCAAGUAGUAAGUCUCGAGGUAAAUGUGAUAUGCGUAAGAAGUACCAUAAAUCAGAAAAAUCUGACAAAGCACAAAAACGUGGUGGAGACAGGGGAAUUGUCAUUAAUGAACGAUUAUCAAAAAAAGCACGCAGAGAUUAUUACUAUGGUAAUUCGCGUGGUAGACCUUCCACUGUCUUUGAUCACCAAAUGGAUGCUUAUUCAGAAAAUCCGAGAGACAGUUACGUAUUGCAGACUGUUAGUCAUACCCCAAGAUAUGCACUGCCAGCAACUAACUACCAGGGUUAUGCUUAUGCUGGAGCUUCUGGAUCUAAAAUUCACCAUCCUGAUCUAGAGCCUCAUGCUGGAUAUCUUCCUGCUUCACAACAUCGCCAAUACCCUUAUGGAUAUGAGCAAAGAGUUGCUCCUUAUGAUGUCCAACCAAAUAGAGGUUCUGAAUUCACCGGAGGACUAUCAGCAACUCAAACAUCCUUCCCCGUGUAUUCGAGCUCAACUGGUUACCAGGGUGGUUAUGCUUAUCCUAGUAUCGGAGCGUAUCCUGGUCGCGUUAACCAUGCACCUCGCGGCUAUUACUGACGCACAUAGUCUGCAUCUGGUCAUUGAUUGUUCUGAAGGUGGCCUGUUGGCAGACACUGAAUGAUUAAGAUUUCUAAAAGGUGAUAGCUACUCCAUAAGAUCUUUUUGUUUCACCUUGAUAGUGUAUCAUCUUAAAGGGGCUGAAAGCUUCCAUUUGUCUCGAUUAAUGGUCACUCUCAAGAUUUACCAGUGCAAACAAGCCAUUGAGUUUUUUGUUUAUUGCCAUCUGUGCUUGUGCUGGGACUAAAAUGCUUGUGGCUUCAUGAAACACAGUUGUUGUAUAGGGAACAUGAUAUCUGGGUUUUAUGUAUGGAAUCUGGUUGCAGUAUGCUGCUAUAGUUACUCUA